Neomonachus schauinslandi (Hawaiian monk seal) is the source of this 1179-nucleotide messenger RNA. RefSeq names its product junctophilin 2 (gene JPH2). Gene Ontology annotation, cellular component: plasma membrane; sarcoplasmic reticulum; junctional membrane complex. Bases 1 to 1179 code for a protein of 392 amino acids. Lineage: Eukaryota; Metazoa; Chordata; Mammalia; Carnivora; Phocidae. The record is from RefSeq and is a predicted model, not a curated record. The transcript has 2 exons.
AUGAGUGGGGGCCGCUUUGACUUUGAUGAUGGCGGGGCAUACUGUGGGGGCUGGGAGGGGGGAAAGGCCCACGGACAUGGACUGUGCACGGGCCCCAAGGGCCAGGGCGAAUACUCGGGCUCCUGGAACUUUGGCUUCGAAGUGGCGGGCGUCUACACCUGGCCCAGUGGGAACACCUUCGAGGGAUACUGGAGCCAGGGCAAACGGCAUGGGCUGGGCAUAGAGACCAAGGGGCGCUGGCUCUAUAAGGGCGAGUGGACGCACGGCUUCAAGGGACGCUACGGAACUCGGCAGAGUGGCAGCAGCGGGGCCAAGUAUGAAGGCACUUGGAACAAUGGCCUGCAGGACGGCUAUGGCACCGAGACCUAUGCAGAUGGAGGGACCUACCAGGGCCAGUUCACCAACGGCAUGCGCCACGGCUACGGCGUGCGCCAGAGCGUGCCCUACGGGAUGGCCGUGGUGGUGCGCUCGCCGCUGCGCACGUCGCUCUCGUCCCUGCGCAGCGAGCACAGCAACGGCACGGUGGCCCCGGACUCGCCCGCCUCGCCCGCCCCCGACGGCCCCACGCUGCCCCCCGCCGCCAUCCCGCGCGGCGGCUUCGCGCUCAGCCUGCUGGCCAACGCCGAGACGGCGCGGGCGCCCAAGGGCGGCGGCCUCUUCCAGCGGGGCGCGCUGCUGGGCCGGCUGAGGCGCGCCGAGUCGCGCACGUCGCUGGGCAGCCAGCGCAGCCGCGUCAGCUUCCUCAAGAGCGACCUCAGCUCGGGCGCCAGCGACGCCGCGUCCACCGCCAGCCUGGGCGAGGGCGCCGAGGGCGCGGAGGGCGCCGACGAGGCCGCGCCGUUCGAGGCCGACAUCGACGCCACCACCACCGAGACCUACAUGGGCGAGUGGAAGAACGACAAGCGCUCGGGCUUCGGCGUGAGCGAGCGCUCCAGCGGCCUCCGCUACGAGGGCGAGUGGCUGGACAACCUGCGCCACGGCUACGGCUGCACCACGCUGCCCGACGGCCACCGCGAGGAGGGCAAGUACCGCCACAACGUGCUGGUCAAGGGCACCAAGCGCCGCGUGCUGCCGCUCAAGAGCAACAAGGUCCGCCAGAAGGUGGAGCACAGCGUGGAGGGCGCCCAGCGCGCCGCCGCCAUCGCGCGCCAGAAGGCCGAGAUCGCCGCCUCCAGGUAG